Messenger RNA from Nerophis ophidion (straightnose pipefish), 1537 nucleotides. RefSeq names its product MAF1 homolog, negative regulator of RNA polymerase III b (gene maf1b). The coding region runs from base 469 to 1206 and encodes 245 amino acids. Gene Ontology annotation, biological process: negative regulation of transcription by RNA polymerase III. The record is from RefSeq and is a predicted model, not a curated record. Lineage: Eukaryota; Metazoa; Chordata; Actinopteri; Syngnathiformes; Syngnathidae. Gene Ontology annotation, molecular function: RNA polymerase III core binding. The transcript has 8 exons. Gene Ontology annotation, cellular component: nucleus.
GGUGGUCUCUACGCCAUCGGCAUUAGUAGAGCCUGGGCUAGAUCGGACAUUACAAGAUAGUGUUAUUGAGCAACAACCAUUUCCGCCUUCUAAACAUUUAACUCGCUCGCGUUCGCCUUUCCCCGCAGGUCGAGUCGCUUGUUCCCACGGCGACUUGAUCCCAACAUUACGCGUUUUUAGUCCACUUAGGUCGGAAGGGAUGCCGCCAAAGACCCACUCCGACGGGCGCAAGCACUCACUGGAUGUCAUCUCGUCGCAUUUAAUCGGAAAGAGUAGUUUUUCUAUAAACUUAAGCAGCCUCCGAGCCGCGCAGCAUCCACCCACAGCGACGCUUCACUAAAGCGCGGCAAGAAAACACGGCUAGCGGUUAGCAUCAGCCCGGACCGAAACAAGCUGAUAGGCCUCCACAGCGACACUUUUGUGGGAGUGCGUCUGCUUCUCUGCUGGUGGAGUUCAUUCAGAACUGCAAUGAAGCUGCUGGAAAACUCCAGUUUUGAAGCCCUCAGCUCGCGUCUGUGUGCAGAAACAGGAGAGUCUCGCAUUCUUGGAAGGAUCGAGAGCUACUCGUGCAAGAUGGCGGGCGACGACAAGCACAUGUUCAAGCAGUUUUGCCAGGAGGGGGAGCCUCACAUCCUGGAGGCGCUGUCCCCGCCUCAAUCCACCGGCACCACCAGCCCCUCGCCGCUCGCCAAGAGCAGCGAGGACGGGGAGAACCCUCUGAGCGACAAGUGCUGCAGGAAGACACUCUUCUACCUUAUCACCACGCUCAACGAGUCCUUCAGGCCCGACUACGACUUCAGCGCGGCACGUGCCCACGAGUUCAGCCGGGAGCCCAGCCUCAACUGGGUGGCCAACGCCGUCGACAGCAGCCUGUUUUCUGCCGUGGGCGAGGACUUUAACUCUGUGGGGCCCGAACUGUGGAGCGCCAUGGACCAGGAGAUCAACCUGCAGGCUUGUGACAUCUACAGCUACAAUCCUGACCUGGACUCAGACCCUUUCGGAGAGGAAGGGAGUCUCUGGUCCUUCAACUACUUCUUCUACAACAAGAAGCUGAAGAGGAUCGUCUUCCUCACGUGUCGCUCGGUCAGCGUCCUGAGUGCCUGUGGUAGAGACUGUCUGGACAAUGAGCUGGACAUGGAGCUGGAGGAUGAAGAUGGGAUGGAUGCUUUACCUGACAACAGGUGUCCCAGAGCUCUCUGUGUGUGAUUACCACCGCUUUUUUCCUCUCUCUCCUUCUCGCCAUUCACCAUCUUCCUUUUUGUUUGGAAGUCACCAAAAGACUGAUGCAUGUUUUCUUGCUGGCGUUAUUUGAUAUUGAAACCAAUGUAGUGACGAGCAGGAUGCUAGCUGUUUUCCAACAAAGACAUUCAAGCUGGUUUUUGAUGUUUAACACUGAAAUGUGUAAAAAAAUAAGAAAAGUUAACUUUUGCCCUCAACAUUGCCAGUUGUUACAUUGUUUCCCUUUCUUGAAAAGUGAUUGUAUAGUUGCAGUUUAGACAUAUAUGUUGGUGUGAAUAAAAAGGCCAGAAAAGUCACA